Molecule: messenger RNA, 1038 nt
Organism: Penicillium riverlandense
Lineage: Eukaryota; Fungi; Ascomycota; Eurotiomycetes; Eurotiales; Aspergillaceae
Exons: 1
Coding region: 1-1038 (345 amino acids)
Source: RefSeq, a predicted model, not a curated record
AUGGUCAGGCUUUCCUGUUUACUACUACUGUUGUCAUCUACAGGGCUGCCAAGUGCUCGGCCGACCGAAUCAUCCCUCCAAGGCGCGGACGAUAGCUCCUUUUCUGACUUUUCCUUCCCUCCUGCUUCUUCCAAUGCCAUUGGUGCUUUGAAUUCUCCCUUGAUCUCGCGUGGCAGGCUUUAUCCUCGCAUCGGCCGCAAUGACAAUUUCAUGAAACACUUUGUGAAAGGCGCGAAGUUGUGGGACAAGUUCCAACACGACCUCCAAGACCAUACGGGCGCGGCACCCAAACCAAUCAGUUUGGUCUACGAUGACCACACCGAGGGGUGGGAGGGCGAAGGAGAUUGUGCGGUGCGAGUGCCUGUUCCUGGCAAAGAUGGAUGGAGAUUUGAACGUCAGGAGGUCGAAGAGAGUGUCCAACUGAGCACUGUUUUUCAGGAGAUCGGGCUAGACGGACAGGUGCAACUGGAGGGGCUUUACGCAACUUUAUGGAAAGAUCCAGAAAUUGUCGUCUCUAUCUACUUUGAUUGUGCGAAUGGAAUCAUGGUGCGAUAUUUGGCCUACCUGAGGUAUCAUGAGAACGGCCAAUCGCACGAUACAGAUGAUCAUUGGUCUGACGUGUCAUGGGCCCUAUACGAGAAGGCUUGUCCUACCAGUCUUCAGGAGCUGCAAUACGUUAUUGUCACGCUGGUCAAAAAUCCCGUCACCAAGGUUAUCCUUGAGGACGCCACCGCGGCCGCGGGCCAUUGGAAUAAAAAAAACGCCAAGGAGAACAAUUUUGUUCUUACCACCUGGGAACCAUCCAGGCUCACCACGCCAAUCUCAACGAGCAGCUGUUCGCCGGAGAGCAGAGAUUGCGACUUUUUUGCUUUGCUCCACACGCCGAACGCUGUUGGGGUUCUCUAUCUUCUCCGAGACCAUAUGCUACAGUUGAACUUUAAGAGUAUCAAGAGCAUCUCCGGGUUCCACGAUUGUAUCUAUCAAAAUGCAGAAGGGUCUGCAUUUGUCAAAUGGACCAUGUUUAUGAAACUGACAUAG